Mus pahari (shrew mouse) is the source of this 3547-nucleotide messenger RNA. It is a transcript of the gene Adamtsl5, whose product is annotated as ADAMTS like 5. Gene Ontology annotation, cellular component: extracellular matrix. The record is from RefSeq and is a predicted model, not a curated record. Gene Ontology annotation, biological process: extracellular matrix organization. The transcript is spliced from 12 exons. Bases 615 to 2072 code for a protein of 485 amino acids. Gene Ontology annotation, molecular function: metalloendopeptidase activity; protein binding. Lineage: Eukaryota; Metazoa; Chordata; Mammalia; Rodentia; Muridae.
CCCCCGCACGAAGGGGGUUAUGGGAUGGCCCUUCCCCAGCCUCCUUCUUCCUUCCUUCCCGGGACAGCCUAUUCUUUGGGCCCGCAGACGGAGGGAGGGGUCCGGCGAGUGUCUUGAAGCAGUUCCCGUGGGUUUCCAACUUACAGCCAUCUCGGUCCCAAAGUGUCCUAAAGGGCAUCAGAUUGGCUGACAGCCAGAGAGACCCUGGUUCCAGCCGGGCCAGGGUACCUUGGCCUUCCUUACCCCUUUUUCAGGUACCUGGACCUUGUGGGCUGCAGAUCUUUGAGAGCCCGUGUGCCCUUCAGAGAGCCUGGCCCGGGGCCCAGAAGGGACUCACUUCAUCUUGGUUCCCUUCCCUCCUGGCUGGUCUUACCAGGCUGGGAUCACGAGGAGGGCGUCGGCUGAGAAUGACUUCAUUUGGUCUCUACAGUUGGGGAAACUGAGGCCUCCACUCAGCCCCACCCUGCCCCCUCUUGUCCGCAGACCCUCUAGGUACCACAGCCCGCACCCCUGGCAGAUGAGACCAUGACCCACGUGUUGGUAGGAGGCCAGAGACAAGAGGACCCAGAGAGGUUUGGCUACCAUCGAACGUCACACAGCCAGCCACGGCUGAGAUGGCAGUUCACCCUGACCCUGCUGUUCACCGCCUCUUGGGAACCCUGUGCUUCCUCAGACCCCGCUUCUUCCCGCUUCUUCCGGUCUUGCUGUGGCUUCUCCUGAGCUGUGAUUUGAGGGGUGCCGCCCAGGGUCCGGGAGAGUGGACGCCCUGGGGGUCUUGGAGCAGGUGUUCCAGCUCCUGUGGUCGGGGCGUCUCAGUGCGCAGACGCCACUGCGUCCGACUUCCCGGGGAGGAACUUUGCUGGGGCGACAGCCUUGAAUACCGGGUGUGCCAGCUGCCGGACUGCCCUCCAGGGGCCACACCAUUCCGAGACCUGCAGUGUUCUCUUUACAAUGGCCACCCCGUCCUGGAUACCCAGAAAACCUACCAGUGGGUGCCCUUCUACGGGGCGCCCAAUGUGUGUGACCUCAACUGCCUAGCUGAAGGCCACGCCUUCUACCACAGCUUUGGCCGCGUGCUGGAUGGCACCCCCUGCACCCCGGGGACCCAGGGUCUCUGCGUGGCAGGCCGCUGUCUGAGCGCAGGCUGUGACGGGAUACUGGGCUCCGGCACCCUCGAGGACCGCUGCGGCCUCUGUGGUGGCGCUAACGACUCUUGCCUGUUUGUGCAGCGCGUGUUCCGCGACGCCGGUGCCUUCGCCGGCUACUGGAACGUGACUUUGAUCCCCGAGGGCGCCAGGCACAUCCGCGUAGCACAGCGCAGCCACAACCACCUGGCGCUGGUGACCCGCGGCGGGCACUACGUGCUCAACGGUGAUGGGGUGCUCAGCCCGCCUGGCACCUACGAGGCCGCGGGCACCCGCGUGGUUUACACCCGCAGUGCCGGCCCGGAGGAGACUCUGCAGGCGACCGGCCCCACCUCCCAGGAGCUGUUGUUACAGGUGCUGCUGCGGGAGCCCAACCCAGGCGUGCACUUCGAGUUCUGGCUGCCCCGGGAGCGCUAUGGCCCCUUCCAGGCUCAGGUGCAGGCCCUGGGCUGGCCCCUGCGACAGCCUCAGCCUCGGGAGGUGGAGCUACAGCCUGCAGAGACUCCUGUAGUCCCCGAGGCCAUCCCUGCCCGUGUUGCAUCCCUGCCACCAGACCCCUGCGGGCCAUGCCCCGACAGCCGUGGUCGCGCACACCGGCUUCUUCACUACUGUGGCAGCGACUUUGUGUUCCAGGCCCGAGUGCUGGGCCGCCACCGCCAGGCCCAGGAGACCCGCUACGAGGUGCGGGUCUUGCUCAUCUACAAAAGUCGCACGCCUCUGCGUACUCGAGAGUAUGUGUGGGCACCAGGCCACUGUCCGUGCCCACCACUGGCCCCACACCGGGAAUACCUGUUGGCUGCCAGGCGACUCGUCAGCCCCGAUGGCACGCAGGAUCGGCUCCUGCUGCCUCACGCUGGUUAUGCUAGACUCUGGAGUCCUGCGGAGGACAGCAGGGUUCGGCUGGCUGCCCGGCGCUGUCCAGUCUAAACCCCCGGGGGUUGGAGCCUCACCAGGCUCCUGUUCUGGCAUCCCAUGACUCAGGAAAAUCUCCCACCUGGAAGCUCAUAUAUUUUACCCAGGGUCUUCCUGUGCACGCAGCCCUGACUGACCUGGAACUCUGUGUAGACCAGGCUAACCCUGAAGUUAAGGUGAUCCACCUGCCUCUGUCUCUGCAGUGAACGCCGGGAUUAAAGGUGCACUCCAUAUCUGAGAACUUUAAGGAGCUUCAAGAUCCUGGGCUACUUUUCCUCUAAACAACUUCUAUUCGUCUCUUUUCAAGCUACUAUUUAAUUUUUACAAGAACGUGGAAAACGAACAAAUCCCUCUCCCCUCACUUAUUGAGCUAUAGGGACUCCAGGACACCCUAGAAGAGUGGCAGGCACUGCACAGACACACCCCCAUUCCCGACACCCAGUACAGACCAGCACAGGAAGUAUGAGAGGUUGAGGCACACCCAGGAACCGAUGUGCCUCCUCUUCAGUCCUCUAGGCUAUGGGUUCAUUUCGGCCUCUGUAUAUCACGGGUGUCUGUCCUACAGUCGCUCAGCGAAUCAUCCCCAGUGGGGUGUCCCUUAAGGCUAUCCCCUCUGAGUCCUGAAUCUGUCACGUGAUCUACCAGUUGCCCUACCCUUCUGCUGAACUUAGCUCUCCAAUUGACUAUUUACUGAGCAUCGACUGUAUGUGAAAGACCCAGCGAGUCCAGGGGAGAUGCCGUACUGUGCCGGGAUAAGCAGGGGUCACUCUUUCUAACGGGCUUUCGAAGGUAGUCUUUUACGGCACUCCCCCCAAACCCCACACAAUGUAGUUCCGUUCUACAGGGAUCUGUGGAGUCCUUGCGCCCCCUGGUGGCUGGCUAUGGAUUCCCAGUAUGGGAGAUGGUCUACAAGGGGCCAGUGGCAGCAGGCUUUGGGAAUCUCACACAACAAUGGCUGGCCAACGUGACACUAGAGCCCAGGACAGAGUCAUCCCUGACAGGGUCCCUGUGCUGAGCCUGAUGCACCCGGCAGGAGGAGUAGCAGAAACAUGGCGGAAAGGCACAUGAUGCUGGUCGUACUAUGGUGAGGCUGUUGGGCUCCCCCAAGCCUGGAGGGGUCCCGUGAGGCCCAGACAUGUUAAGAUUCAAAUCUGAAGGGGAAAUAAAAAACCACGAGAAGACAGCUUGCUGUCCCAGGCCUGUGAUCCCAGCACUUGGGAGCAGAAGCAGGAGGACCAUCACAAGUUCAGGGAUGCCUGGGAAAGUUAAGGCUGCCCCCCCCCCCGCCCGUUUCAAAAUAAAAGGAAGGCCCGAGGCUCUGGCUGCACUGCAGAGGGUUAUGCCUGGCGUCAGAUUCCCAGAACCUGCAUAAAAGGCCGCAUGAAAGAUCUCUGGGGCUCACGGCCAGCUUAGCCAAACCCAUGAUUUCCUAAUUCAGAGAGGGCCUGUCUCAAAAUAACAAGGUAGAAGCCAGGUGUGGGAGGCAGAGG